AAUACAGAAUAAGAACAGAAACAGAGCCAGUCAUUUUAUCAUUAGGCAUGAGUCUGUUUCUGAACAAAUUUAUUGGCUGACUAAUAAAAAUUGCACACUGGGUCAUCUGAUAAAUCACACGGCUGAGGAAAUGAUUUCUCCGUCCACUUCUGCGAGGCGAAUAAAACUCAAACGUAAUCUGCGUUCAUUUGAACCCGUGAAGCGCGCCUCGGCCUGCUCCUAUUGGGCCGCGCCGUCGACGUUGUCCUCUGAAGUCAUCCUUUAUGGACGUGGCCACGCCCUCCUCGCUGGGCUCUGGGGGAUGACGCCACCCCGUGGCUCCGCCCUCUCGCGCGAACCCGACGCCUCGCGUUCAUUUCAUUCCUGCUCUCAUUCCGCGCAUUCUUCGCAUCUCUCGGUGUGUCGGCGAUCCGCGCUCGCAUUCCCGCCCGGCCCUGAACCGCCACAAUAACUUUACGCACUUUUGUAAAAAUAAAUUCUCACACAUUAGAAAAAAAAAAAAACAACAAAAAACAACAACCCAAAACAAACAAACAAAGGGGCGGAGCUGUUAAAAAAUUAUAUCGAUUACGGACGUUAAGUUCGCCCUGCCGGAAGUUGCAGAUCUUCAUCGGAGCGGUGCGAAAACAGCGCCGGGAGAAAGAGAAAGAGAGAGAGAGAGAAGGAGAAAGACUUGUUGCUUUUGCGUCUCUUCUUCUUCUUCUUCUCUUAAAAAUCCUCACCGUCUCGCCCUAGCGUGCUCCAGGCUUCGGCUUGGAGGUCCCAACCGCCACAAUUGAUCCCAGCAGCUGGAGCGGCAGCGAAAGUCCUGCCGAGGACAUGGAGAGGAUGAGCGACACUGCCGAGAAGCCCAUGGACAAUGACGCCGAGGGUGUGUGGAGCCCUGACAUCGAGCAGAGCUUCCAGGAGGCGCUUGCUAUCUACCCACCCUGUGGCCGUCGCAAGAUCAUCCUCUCCGAUGAAGGCAAGAUGUAUGGUCGGAACGAGCUGAUCGCCAGAUACAUCAAACUGCGCACUGGGAAGACGAGGACGAGGAAGCAGGUGUCUAGUCACAUUCAGGUUCUUGCCCGGCGGAAAUCUCGCGAGUUUCAUUCCAAGCUAAAGGUGACGAGCAUGGAUCAGACCGUGAAGGACAAAGCCCUCCAGAGCAUGGCAUCCAUGUCCUCAGCACAGAUCGUCUCCGCCACGGCUAUCCACAACAAGCUGGGCCUGCCAGGCAUCCCUCGACCCGCCUUCCCUGGAGCGGCUGGGUUUUGGCAGGGCAUGAUAUCCACGGGACAGCCAGGAUCCUCACAAGACAUCAAGCCGUUUGCGCAGCAGGCCUACCCCAUACAGCCCACCGUCACAACAGCAAUUUCAAGUUACGAGUCCACAGCAGCACCAGCACCCACAGUACCAGCGUGGCAGGGCCGCUCCAUCGGCACCAGCAAGCUCAGGCUGGUUGAAUUCUCGGCUUUCCUGGAGCAGCAGAGGGAGCCGGAAUCAUACAACAAGCACCUUUUUGUACACAUCGGUCAGACAAAUCACUCCUACAGUGAUGCCCUGCUGGAGUCGGUGGACAUUCGUCAAAUUUAUGACAAAUUUCCAGAGAAGAAAGGAGGACUGAAGGAGCUCUUUGGUAAAGGCCCUCAGAAUUCCUUCUUCCUCAUAAAGUUCUGGGCCGACUUAAACUGCAACGUUCUCGAGGAAACCGGGGCCUUUUAUGGCGUCACCAGCCAGUACGAGAGCCCGGAGAACAUGACCAUCACUUGCUCCACUAAAGUCUGCUCAUUUGGCAAGCAGGUGGUGGAGAAAGUGGAGACGGAAUAUGCUCGCUUCGAGAACGGACGCUUCGUGUACCGGAUAAGCCGCUCUCCCAUGUGCGAAUACAUGAUUAACUUCAUCCACAAGCUCAAACACCUGCCUGAGAAGUACAUGAUGAACAGCGUGCUGGAGAACUUCACAAUCCUAUUGGUGGUCACAAACAGAGACACACAGGAGACCCUGCUGUGCAUGGCGUGUGUGUUUGAGGUGUCGAACAGCGAGCAUGGGGCUCAGCAUCACAUCUACAGACUGGUGAAAGAAUGAAGCUCGUGCCAGCCAGCAGAUCUGUCCUAUAGACUCUGAACCUCAAUAAAAAAAAAAGUGGCAGUGCCUCUAGUUCAACACUCACCCGCAGCGACUCGAGCUCUCAUCCGGGUGAAGCUUAUUGUUAUUAUUAUUUUUUUCAGUCUUUAUUAAUGUAUAUGUGUUCGAUGUUUUGACUGCAGCUGUGAAUCACGGUACAGUUGUAUUAUGUUUUGAUACAGGAAAGAAUCAUUUUAAAGGAAGCCUAAUCGACUCUUCUCCGUAGGACGUGUGUAUAUAUAAAUAUAUAAAGUGGCAGUAUCAUUAGACUUCGAGGUUGGCUUAAAUUUAGAUUAAAUCUGGCUGAGAAAGGCAACGUUUUAGGUUUUAAUCCUAUUAUAAUUAAUGUACACCUUAAAAGCAGAUUUAGACUUUAGGUUCAUAUAAAACAAUACCGUCUAUGAAUGUGUAAGUGUCUGUGUAUAAAUGUAUAUACCCACAUACCUGUAGUCUUUCCAAAGAUUAAAAAAAGUAUUUCAUUUUGAAACAUUUGGUUGAUUAUAGAGGAAUAACUGUAGAGGCCAUCAAAAUAAUAAUAAUAAUAAUAAUAGAGUUACUCAAUUUCGGCAUCUGUAGCAUUCAGGGAAUUUAAAAGUCCAGUCCUUGAAAAAAAUCUCACGUGUCUCACCUGCAAUAAACAAAAAAAAUGUAACCUUUACUCUAUCUAAUAUACUGCAGAUAGUUCCUGCUAACGUUUUAGUGGAUAAACGAGUCACCGAGGGUGCUUUCACACCUAUUAGUCCGUUUGUCGAGUCCGAAUCAGAGUGAAUUGAAUACUUUCUGUAUGUUUUCUACAGUUUCACGUUGCACAUAAUUAAACAAACCAAACGAAGGGCUGAAAACGUGUGUGAAAUAUGUUUUUCAUUCAUUGUUCAGAAAUAUGGCGACUUAAAAAGGUUAACAAAAUCAGUCGAAAUGUUUAGAAAUCACAAGCGUCACAUCUGAUAUUUUUGCCGUAAUGUGACACUGCAGGACUGUGUGGACAAAUCAGACCGUAGCCUCUGUUCUAGAUUGGAUGCAUGUCUGAUUAGUGACUGCGUGACAUGAAUGCGAAUGGUCAGAAUGGAAUUCAUUUGCUUCCCGACACCCUCUCCCCCACAACGCUUAUGUACAUAUUAUGUAUGUUGUCAUUAUCAAUAGUGUCAGCAGUGUGUCAGCAAAACAACAAUGUAGGACAUCGAUGUAGGACAGCGAUGUAUCCUUCCACUAUAUUCAGUGGAAGCACAGGGAAAUUAUUUCUUUACUUCAUACAUGUAGAAUCGAUUCAAGCUAUAUUGGAAGGAACAUAUCGAAACGGAGUAGUGUAGUGAACCAACUGCGAAUGCAGGAUGUUUGACUAGACAGAUAUGCUCACACUAAAGACAGAUAUGGGGCACUAAUGUGAACAGUCAAGACACACAUCCAAUCUGAGCAAAAAAUCUGAAUCGUGCAAUGAAGCUUGUAAUGUGAAAAUAGCCAAAAUAAACAAACAUGUAAAUUAGAGUUUUUUGAAUGAUAGUCGAAUCAUUUUUUCACUACAAUCAAAACUGCCCUAGAAUUCACUUGGAAGCAAGUUGAGGCCACCACGGUGAGAUGCUCUCAUACCGGUUGAAUUUUUUUUUUUCCGCACCCGGUUGCUGUGUUCUCACCUAAAGAACCAAGGUCGAAAACACACCAGGUUUCGAUUCAAACAGGCUAAACGCUGCAUGUGUGAAAGCACCCUAAAAGCAAGAAAGCACUACAUAUAACACCAGAGGCCAGCUGAUUGUCAAAAUGUCCCUAGCACUUGGAUUCUUUUGGGACAUGCCUUAUCAAGCGAACCUACGUUGUCAGUUUAUCCGACGAGACACAAUCAUAUUAUCUACAGACAUCAGGGAAGAUUCUUUCAAAACUCGUCCUUUAAUCGCGUACCUGUCCCGUUUUUUGAUGAGUCCUAAUCCCAGUGUCCUCUGCUGCCUUUAACCCCAACACCAAGCCUCUGUGGCCUCCUAAAAACUGCGAGCCUUAACAAUGGCUGAGAGAUUUUUGGGUUUUUUUUUUUCCUUUAAAAAAAAAAAGAUGCCACUAAAACUGUGAGCUCUUUCCUAAGCUGGAAGACUUUUCACGUCCUCGUCCCAUGUCGUUCCAUGGAAGUGUACAGUCACAGAGCUGCCAAAGCAUAACAAAGCACAGUGCCUUAAUGGAUGCCUAUAUUCACGUGAGCUGAGAAAACACUAAGUUCAUUGUUUUUUUUUGUGGUCUAAAUGAGAAAAGACUAGCGUGGCUAGUGUGCACGUCAGCUCCAGCUACCACUACAUCCUAGAAAUCUAGUAAAACACUACCAAACUAGCCAUGCCUUUCUUCUUAUCAGAAGAGACCAAAAAUAUAUAUAUCCCUGGAGGCACGAUGAAUCUCCUCCUUGUUUCCUGCACUGUAGCAUACAAGUGCCUUUGGUUCACGUUUUUCCAGCUUAGAAAAGACAAAUCAUAUUUUGCAUGACUAUGAUCAGAACCAAAUAUGUGGAUGUAAAGUCAAAUAUUCACCACAAUGCCUUGCUAAAAGUUUAUAGUAGACGACAAGGGACGGUGGUUAAAUAGUAAAAAAAAAUAUAAUGUAUCGACUUUUAAUCAGAGAUUAUUAAUUAUUUGUUCUGUUGUAAAAUAUUUUGCGACACAUCUCAGUUUGUGUUCAAUCCAGAUUUUUAAAAAUCCUGAUCUUGUUAAAGACUGCUUGUUACUGUAAAUUGGAAGCCCUUUGUGAUAUUUUCUCUAGACUGGUGUUUUUUUUUUGUUGUUGUUUGUUUUUUUGUUUUUUUUUUCCAUUUUGUUUUUUAUCAGAAUGCAUAACUACGAACACUAUUUGAAGUGGAUUUUAAAAAUCCACUUUAUUGGUUAAAACCUUCAGCACAGUUUAAUGUUCUCCUUUAACACUAUUCACCCAAGUUAUUAAUUUCACUCGUUUCUAAACUGCUGUCAUAUGGUUUUAAUGGUUUCAUUGAUCUCCGUGUUGUACUGCUUAAUGUUAACUGUGGACUUUAGUAUGCGUAACAUGAAAACGACAAAUUGUUUCGAUUUUAUUUCCCCACUUAUUUCUCUGUUCUGGUUCACAUUGUGUGAGUUGCAUAUGGAGAUUUUUCAUGUAUUACCGUUCUACGUGUACACAACUUUUGUUUGUUUGUUUGUUUGUUUGUGAUGACAUCAGUAUAUUCGGAAGCCCUGUGUGGCCGUGAUGCUGUUACUGCUGCGCUGCUGGCACCUUGGACCUUCUGUUCCGCCUUUACUUCACCUGGGAGCUGAAUACGAAUGAUUGUACGCUGAAUGUUAGAAGGACAUUCAUUUUGACAGUAAUGGACACUGAGCAGUCGCUUUCUAGAGGAAUGAUGACCGCACGUCAGCAGUCUAGCUCUUUGUUUCUUGAUUUGUAUUUUUGUCUAUGUGUAGGUACUGGUACCUCCUUUGUUUGUUACCAUUUAAGAAGUUGGCUUUAAAACGAACUAUUCUCUAGUUCAAAAUAGUAUCAUUUAAAAAAAAAAAAAAGAAAGAAAACUAUUGGAUUUGUGUGCAGAGAUUUUUUUUUUUUUGUAAAAAGGUGCUUUGUAUAAAAUUAUAUAUUCUGGCUUUUCUUGGUACAAAGGCGUGAGAUCUUUUAAUAUCAUUAAUGAUGGUGAAGAGCUGGAGCAAAGGUGAGAGAGAGGAGAUGGGAAAACCUGCUAUGUGUACGUGUUCCUUACUGCAUAUGGUCUUGUCUUUGCUCUGUAACAUUUUUGAUGCCUUCUUGAUAAAGUGGUAGAUAUUUUGUAGCUUUCUAGAUACUUUGUAUGUAUACCAUAUUGAAUAAAAUAAAUAAGGAAAACUG
Molecule: messenger RNA, 5919 nt
Organism: Ictalurus furcatus (blue catfish)
Lineage: Eukaryota; Metazoa; Chordata; Actinopteri; Siluriformes; Ictaluridae
Gene: tead1b
Product: TEA domain family member 1b
Exons: 14
Coding region: 820-2067 (415 amino acids)
Biological process (GO): hippo signaling; regulation of transcription by RNA polymerase II; embryonic organ development
Cellular component (GO): transcription regulator complex
Molecular function (GO): DNA-binding transcription factor activity, RNA polymerase II-specific; RNA polymerase II cis-regulatory region sequence-specific DNA binding
Source: RefSeq, a predicted model, not a curated record